This is a messenger RNA of Anarrhichthys ocellatus (wolf-eel), 4125 nucleotides long. Its product is annotated as mucin-5AC-like. The transcript is spliced from 2 exons. Gene Ontology annotation, molecular function: extracellular matrix structural constituent; protein-macromolecule adaptor activity. NCBI's taxonomy places the organism in Eukaryota, Metazoa, Chordata, Actinopteri, Perciformes, Anarhichadidae. Gene Ontology annotation, biological process: platelet aggregation; blood coagulation, common pathway; blood coagulation. Gene Ontology annotation, cellular component: fibrinogen complex. The record is from RefSeq and is a predicted model, not a curated record. Bases 110 to 3646 code for a protein of 1178 amino acids.
AAAAGAUGCAAAAACAAAGACAGAGGGUGCAAAAGGAAAAGACAAACUGGGGCAGGCAAAGGUGCCAACCUCUGCUGGAAAUGAGAGAAUAGUGGAUAUUGUCAGAAAAAUGGUUGUUGAAAAAAAUAACAGGGAGACGGACAAAGACAAAGAUGGAAAAAGGAAUUCAAAGGGAGAUCCAGAUGAUACAGUGGAGAAUGGAAAAAAGAGGAAAAGUACAAGUAAUGUAAAAAAUGAGGAGAAAACUGAAGAAAGUGACCAUCACAUAUGGCGAGAUGAAAGAAGGGAAACAGAGAAAAAGACCCAAACUGAAGAAGACAGGGGCAGUGAUGGAAUAAAGAUGUCUGAGGGCCAUGAUAAGAAUACAAAUAAGCUGAAAGAGCAGGACGGGGAGGAGAGGAAAAAGGAAAUGGAAAUAAAAGUGGAGCGAAAUAAUGAGAAACCAAAGCAGACUGAAAGUAUUGGGCGUGCAGAAAAGACUAUUAACGUGGGGGAGGUGGAGGACGGGGAGAUAGGAACGGAGAUCAAAACAGAAAGAGAAAAAAGGGUCCAGAGUGUACAGAGAGACAGUGAUGGAGAAUUAGUAUCCAGCAAAGCAACUGAGAGGACAGGCUUUGUUUCAAUCAGCCCGACUCUUCACUCUAUUAUUAGUUUAGCUCCGAGGCCUGACUCCAUGGACUCAAACGAAGCGAUAACCUUUACAUCAUCUUUUCCACCUCCUCCUUUGUCCAGCUCUACUUCAAAUUUGAUCACAGAUGUCAAUCAAGGAAUGACAAAAGUUGUUGACAGACUACCAACCCAAAGCACAGGCCCAGGAGCAGCUGGCAUUUCUGAGCACCCAAGCCUUGUUUCAGGGGAAGGCUUUAGGACCACAAGUAAGCUAACAACAACAGCCACAAUAAACACACUGGGUGGUCCUAAACUACAGAUAACCAGUGCCAUUAAAAGAUUCAACUCUACAACCAGUGCAAGACCUGGGGCGGGCUUCCAUGUUCGGGUUAGCUCAACUACGGCAACAACAACCACCGCCAAGACUCCUCGACAGAGUUUAUACACAACUGCAUUUCCAGGAGUUGCAGUCCACAGCCGAUGGACAGCUAAAAAGAACAGCAGCUCAAACACUAAGACGGACGUGAAUCUUCUACCAGGCCAAGGACCAAAGCAAGGUGACAAGCAUAAACCUGUAAUUAUGUCUAAAGCAGACCAAAAGCUUAAAAAUCCUAAGAAUCACCGUAAACCUGACCGAGCCUCAUUGCCUGACAAAAAAACUAAACAUGACCAAAAGCAGAAAUCUUCUAACCAAAAAUUGAAACCUGGCAAAGGUCCUAAACAAGUCCAGAUUCCAAAACCUGAACUAAGACCUCUACCUGAUCAUUUACCAACUGAUCAAGAUCUGAAAAAAAAUCAAACACCGAAAUAUGACCAAGAACAUACAACUGAUCAAAGCCAGUUACUUAUUCAAAAGCCAAAAUCUCAUCUAAAGCCUAUAGUGUCUUCUGUUCAGAGGACCACAUCUCAUCAAAGACCAACGGGCUCUGACCCUCAAACUGACCGACAGCCAGUUGUUGAAAUCUCCGAAAUUAAUCAAAACUCAAAACCUAAGAAAAAGCCAGUUCAUCCUCUCAAAACCGACAAGCGUGACCAAACAGAAAAACCUCCCAAAAAAACGAAAAGUGAAGCAAAAACUCAACCUGAUCAAAGGUCAACAACAAACCAAUAUUUCACAUCUGUUCAAAAGCCCGAAAGAAGAGAAAAAACUAUCACCACUCCAAAAUCUACCCAAAAGCCUAAAACAGAAUCAAUGGAAAAUUCUGAUGAAAAUCCUUUGCCUGAGCCUAAAUCUGUCAAAGACUCAACACCUGGACAAAAGCUUACACCUGAUCAUGCCCUAAUCAAACCUCCUGAUCAAAAGCCUAAACCCAGCCAAAACGUACCUAAAAUAAACCAAAAGCCUAAACUUAACCAAAAACAUCCAGAGCUUCUAACAGACCAAAAGACUAAACCAAAGGCAAAGCUUAAACCUGAACAAACACCAGAAACCAAUCAAGGGCUUGGAUCACCUCGGCCUGACCAAAUGCGUGAUCUUAAGCCCAAAUAUGUGCCUGACGAAAUUCCUGAAGCAGAAUCCAACAAAACAUCCAAACCGAGGCCUCCACCCAGGCGCAGGCCAUCAACCAGGGCUACAGUCAGGCCAGGAGCAACACCUGUCCAAAGGCCAAAAACAGCAGUGCAACUAAAGCCAAGUCUAAAGACCAAAACAGAUUUAGGUCCUCCUCAAAUCAGCGGGACAACUUCAGAUGACAUCCAAAGCUCUCAAACUGACGUGCCACCUGCACCUGGCUCUGUAACAAGGACUGCUGAAGUCAGUCGUUCCCCAGGCGAUGCAGAGUUGAGUCCCAGCAUGAUGAAAACUACCACUCUGGGUCCAAAGACCUCAAACAGCAGGACUACGUCUGAUCUGAGGCCACAAACAGCCGGUCGACCACCAUCGAUCCCAAUGACAACAAGACCAAACAAAAUCAUCCGUGGGAGUAUCCCUAGCACCAGUCCAGGAUCCACAAAGCCGAGUCAAGCUUCCAAUACUGACUCCAUCUUACAAGCUAUGAUACUUCACAAUGUGGAGGAAAUAGCACCUAGUAAAUUUCAAGACCCAGACAAAAUGAUGAUUCCAGUCCCUACCCCCAGUGCCCAAACUACCUCCACAAUCAGCCCUAACCUCAGGUCAACAACCCCUGCCACCUCUGGCCCCGAGACCCCAGCUGCUGAGUCUUCCACUCCCAGUGCACGCGAGCUGCGUGUUAAAAUCAACCAGGUGGAUGCUUUCUUCAAUAACAGUCCAAAUGGAAGACCACCGGACAGGCUUCCAAAAGACCACCCAGAGGACAACCAAGGAGGCAGCAGGCCUGACAGCAAACAAUCAACACUUAAACCAUCUAAAGUUACCAUGCCAAGAGACUGCUCCGACCACCUGCUCAGAGGGGGCACAAAAAGCGGAGUGUACCUGGUGACCCCUGACCUCCGCAGUAGAAGCUUUUCGGUCCUGUGUGACAUGGAGCUGGAUGCAGGAGGGUGGACGCUCCUGCAACGCAGACAGGACGGCAGCGUGAGUUUUAACCGGACCUGGGCCGAGUACCGAUCAGGCUUCGGGGAGCUGGAUGGAGGGGAGUUUUGGCUGGGCAACAACAUGAUCCACCUGCUGACCCGGGACAGGGAUAUCGUGCUGCGGGUGGAGCUGGAGGACUUUGGCGGUGUGAUGGAGUACGCAGAGUACCAGCAGUUCAUGGUCGCAAGUGAAAGGAUGCGCUACAGACUGACGGUAGGCGCUUACUCGGGUACUGCAGGUGAUUCUCUCCGCUUCAGCAAAAGUUAUGAUCACAACAACAGGGCAUUCACCACACCGGACAGAGACCACGACCGCUAUCCAUCCGGAAACUGUGGGGCCUACUACAGCUCCGGCUGGUGGUUUGAUUCCUGCAUGGCUGCAAAUCUCAACGGGAGAUACUAUGUCGGGAGCUACAAGGGAGUCCGGGAUGGGAUUUUCUGGGGGACUUGGCAUGACAUAUCUACAGGGUAUUACCCCACCAAUGAGAGACAGUCUUUUAAAACUGUCAGGAUGAUGAUCCGACCAAAGAGCUUUGCACCAUGAACCUUGACUUUCUACCAGGGCAUGUUAAAAAACGAAAAAACUAAAAAAAAACAUUGAGGUUUUAACUUCUAACUUCAACCAUUAAUUCCUAAGAUGCCCUUUACAAUUGAGUAAACCUUUGAGUAAACCAAUUGAGUAAACCUUCCACAUGGUUAUUGUUCACUACUAACACAAUGCUGCCACCUUGUGGUGUUUGAUUCUGCAAUAAUGAUUUGUUUACAGGAUAAUAUGACAAUAACUGAGGAUGUACACAGUUACAAAGGUAAUAAUCCUAAUUGCAUUGUAACUUUUUUAUAACAUUUUAAUAUUAAUAUAUUUGUGUUUUUUUCAGUGCAUCUGACGGUUCGUAGCAACGGAAAAUUAUAUUUUUAUUAUUAUUGAAGUACUGGAAAGCCAGUUGAUGGUUGAUUGAAGCUGUGUGGGAUGUUUUGUAAUUAAGAUUGUUUUGUUAAAAUGAAUAAAAUUGAUGAAAAUAUGAA